Chaetomium fimeti is the source of this 3815-nucleotide messenger RNA. RefSeq lists its product as uncharacterized. Bases 297 to 3815 code for a protein of 1172 amino acids. Lineage: Eukaryota; Fungi; Ascomycota; Sordariomycetes; Sordariales; Chaetomiaceae. The transcript is spliced from 4 exons. The record is from RefSeq and is a predicted model, not a curated record.
CGCUUCUCGAGACGAAGCUCGAAGCUCGAAGCAGUAGCAGUUUCUUUGCUCUUAAACUUCUCGACACUCCUUUUCUCUCCAUUUGACCAUUCCCCAUCGCGCCGACGCUGCCAAACCUGUCACACAACGCAAGCCAACAAUCGCAACGAAUCGCGCCCCCGCCGCGCGGGGAUCGCGUCGCCCUCUGCGACCCAAUGCUUCUUCGGCCGCCUCCUGCCCCGAGGCGAUUCGACGACCUCGAUAUUCUCCUAUACGGACGCCGUAUUUUACGUGUAACCUACUAGACACGCACCGAGAUGCUGUCGCACCUUCGGUUCAAUCGGCGGGGUCCGUCAAACCCGACCUCGCCCUUGCCCGAGCAGGCCCCCGGGUGGGAUGCUACUGUCGCGCAACGCGAGCACCCGCAGCAGCGCCCUCGCGAUGUCUCACCACGCCCCGAUGCACGCCCACGUUCCCCAAAUCCGCCAACACUGCCCCCCAUUACCCGCGUGGCAUCGACCGGCUCCGACCACUUCUUUACCCCACACGACGAUACCCCACCACCGUCCCAGGACGCCCACCAACCCCCGGCUCGUGCUGGUUACGACGAAGACAACAAGGCCGGCUUUAUCGGUGGGGUUGCUCUGCAGAACUAUCGAAAGGCAGUACGAGUGCCACAGUCAUCACAGGCACCACAGGGGCCCAGCAAUGGUAUGACUAUGGCUGGCCAGGUCCCAGGAAACCAACUCUCGCGGGCCAAACCCCCGCCUCCCCCGAUCAAUACUGGCGUCACUGCUCGCCGGACUGUCCAAGGAAACAAGCAGACCAAACCUUCGUGGUUCUCGACGCCGACCGAUCUCCAAGGACCUGGUGGGGCUGGGAAACGGCCCGCCGGGACACGCCUCAUAAGCGAGCCCGCACUUGUUCCCGCUGCCGAGCCGCAAAAGGGGAGGAAAGGCUUGCCGUUUUUGAAGAAUCCCAUGUCCUCCCUCCUCCGGCUCCGAGCUACGACCCCCCGCAUCAAAGGCACACGGAUCCAUGACUUUAGCGCCCCCAGGCCGAAGAAGACAGUGUCGGGUGAUGCUGCUUCGACGACCAAACAAGAGGCGAUUUCGCCCGUUUCCAGGUCUGGAGAUCGUGGCGAAUCGGGGCCUCCUUCGUUCGGGGAGGGGCCUGUUGUCUGUUCCCCAGCGGAGCCCGCUCAGGGUGCCAUUGACUUACCCAAGCACAGCCAAAACGGUGAUUCGCAACUUGGGCCAGAGGGAAGAAGACCGUCGUCAAGCACGGUCCGGCCGCGCCAGUCGACGUCGCUUGCCCCGCCAAAUGACGGAUCCAGUGUGCAUACAUCGUCUUCCGGCGCCUCUAGAAGGACGCAGACGGCCACUCGCCCACCUACCGCCUCGACGUCGAUCAAGACCACGGCGUCUCGCCAGUUGUCCAAGUCGGACAUGUCAAGAGGGAAUUCCGUUGCUUCUGCCGUGCCAAAACAUAUGAAGAGCACGUCCUCGAGAUUCAGCUUCGACAUGAUCGGAGCCGCCGAGCAGGAGAGAGUGCUGGAGGAGCGCCAUAGACAACGGGAGCAAGAUAAAAAGGCAUCUGGCGACCCGGGCGAUGCCCGAUUUGACGACUUUGAUGAAGAUUUCGACUACGACGCAAUGAUGGAUGACGACGGGUUGGAAGAGAGGAUACCUGGCGUCAAUGCCGACUACGAGUACGACGACUAUGGGGAGGGCCUCGACGACAAUCUCGAGGCUGACCUCGAUGACCCGGACAAUGAUCAGGAAAACUUUGCGGGGUUUACUUUCCAGCGCUCCAACCCUGUAUCCUCACUUGCGAGCCCGCAUACCCCAGGAAUGGUGGCGACGCCGCGAGAUGCAGCCGGAAACGUGAUCGGCUUUGCCACCACCAAGGACACUACCCCAACCGCCGAAUCACCCAUGUUUCCCGGCCAUCUACAUGUGCCCAAAGAAGAAGAUAGCCUAGCCGCGCCCGACGAGUCAAUUUACCGGCCAAGCGAUCCUCCUGCCGCGACCGCCCAACAACCCGCCCUGCGAUCCGAGCAUGACGAUAUCUACUUUGAUGAUGGGUUGGCGGACGAGUUGGACUUUGAGCACGACGGGACUGUGUUUGACGAGUCCAUUUUCGACAACAACGACACAGAUCGGUACGGGCGGCCCAUCCCCGGCGCCUUCGCCCAGGCCAAAGAGGCCAUGCAGUCUGCUCAUCAGCAGCAGCAGCAACAGGUGCAGCAACAGCAGGGAGAUGAGGGGGCGGAGGCAGAACAGCAGCAACCCCCAAGUCGCGAGCCCGACCUGGCAUCCACCACACUAAGCCAGCCAGCGGUUGUUGAUGCCGCGAACCAGCCGUCACCCAGCAUCAACGCCCAGCAGCCGCCCGUACGGGAAAUGGAUGAUGAAGUGUCGCCGCCCAAGGACUCUCCCGAGCCCGAGGCAGACCCCGAGGGUCAGGAUUUAGCUUACCAAGCUGCCCUGGCCGCGGCCGCACAGAUAGCAGCAGCAUCGGGCAAGUUUACGAGGAGCGCGUCUCCCGAGGCACUGGCCGCGUUAGGAGAUGCACCCCUUGACGAGCUCGCCGGUUAUGAGGAUGACGGAGGUGACGGAUACGUCGAUGACUACGCCAUCGAUGAUUUGGGGGACAAUUUUGACGAUUUCGAUUUUGACGACGAAGCCAUCAUCGCCGAAGCCAACGCCAGCGCCCUCGCCAACGAUUCGGACGGGUUUUACGGCCAAGAAUUCGGCUUCUACUCGGCCCCCUUGACCCAUCAACCUCACAACAAUAACAACCACCACCAACCCUCCACAGCCGCCGGUACAACCGCUACGCCCUCCGGCGUGCUCACAAGCGAAAACCUCUUCCAGUACGCCAACGGCGGCUUCUUCGGCCCCGCCAGCGCGGGCCUCGACCGCAGCACGUCGGGCCGCGUCGUGCGCGAGCCCAACCUCACGCCCAUCACGGAGCGGUCCGAAUACUCCAACCGCAACUCGGUCAUGAGCUUCACCCUCCCGCCCGCCAUCGGCAACGGCGGCAGCGAGCGCAACUCCAUCACCUCGCCCGGCCUCGCCCAGCUCGCCCUCCUGCCCCCGGACGCCGACGACCUCAACAUGGGCAUGUCGGCCCUGAUGAAGCUGCGCUCCCGCGCCUGGGGCGGCUCCCAGCCCAGCUUGGUCUCGUCCCGCGAGGGCAGCCCCCGCUCCGAGCGCGCCUCGCUGCCUUCAGCUCUGGGACCGCUCCCGCCGCUGGACGCUGGCGGCUCGCCGUACGGCACCGUGCCUGCUCAUCUGGCCGGCCAUGUGCGGGUCAACUCCGGCCUGUCGCUGUGGAGUACCUCCGAGGCGGCUGAGGAGGAUGGGAAACCCCCCGUGAACGGGAAUGUGAGUGGCGUGGGCAGCCCCGUUCAUAUCGCCAUGGCCAUGGGCAUGUCCUCCCUCCGAAGCCAGGGCCAGGGCCAGGGUCAGGGUCAGGGGCUGGCGCAGGGCGUGGUCCUGCCCCCCCGCCCGGGAAUAGCACCGGUAGCGGGGCCAACGGGAUGGUGGUGCCCCCGCUCCCGCAGCGGCCCCACUCGCUGUUCCUGCCCCCGCAGUCGCCGCUGUCUGUGCUGUCGCCGGCUGCACAACCCUUGCCCGCGCCGGUCGGCGGGACGGCGUGCUCGCCUGUGCUGGAGGGCGAGGAGGUUGAUGGGGAGGGCGCUGCUGCUGCUGCUGCUGCGGGUUGUGGUGGUGGUGUUGCGGAUGGGUCCCGGCCCGCCAGCGGCAUGGCCGGCAGGGCUCGGCGGACAGUAUCUCGUACCGGUGGGAGGCGGAGGGCGGGGAGAGUAA